Messenger RNA from Trichoderma breve, 1119 nucleotides. RefSeq names its product UAA transporter family domain-containing protein. Gene Ontology annotation, biological process: transmembrane transport. NCBI's taxonomy places the organism in Eukaryota, Fungi, Ascomycota, Sordariomycetes, Hypocreales, Hypocreaceae. Gene Ontology annotation, molecular function: UDP-N-acetylglucosamine transmembrane transporter activity. The record is from RefSeq and is a predicted model, not a curated record. The transcript has 5 exons. Gene Ontology annotation, cellular component: Golgi membrane; endoplasmic reticulum membrane. The coding region runs from base 1 to 1119 and encodes 372 amino acids.
AUGGAGCCUCCUCCAACGAAACUGACACCAGGCAAGGGUGUUCAGUCGAAACCAAACAAGGGGCCUCCAUCACCGACAUUGGCCAAUGUUGCGCGCCACUUUGCUGUGGACAGCGGCUCAACGUUGCUUGCCACGGCGGUCAUCACCGUCUUGAUAUUCGGCGGAUGCUGCUCCAAUGUGUAUGCUUUAGAGGCAAUCAUCAACUUCGAGCCGACAAACGGAACCCUCGUAACUUUCGUUCAAUUCCUAUUCGUCUCUAUAACGGGCUACGUAGCACAAUUCGAUAGAUCGCGCCCGCCGUUCUUCUUGACUCCCAACGUCGUCCCGCUUAGCCGCUGGCUUGUCAAUAUCCUUUUGUUCUUUACUAUCAACGUGUUGAACAAUCAUGCCUUCAGCUAUGACAUAUCCGUACCGGUUCACAUCAUUCUACGAUCCGGAGGUAGCAUAUGCACCAUGGCUGCCGGAUAUCUCUACGGCAAGACGUAUUCACGCCCCCAAAUAUUUGCAGUGUUUCUGCUGAGUAUUGGCGUCAGCCUCGCUGCUUGGUCGGAUUCAAAAGACAAGAAACCGAGUGACGAUAUUUCUGAUCCUGUGUUCAACCCUGGUCUCUUGAUCAUCUUUGUCGCCCAAGUACUUUCAGCUAUCAUGGGGCUGUAUACCGAAGCAACGUAUCGAAAGUACGGACCGCAGUGGAAAGAGAAUCUUUUCUAUUCUCACAUCUUGUCGCUGCCGUUGUUUUUGCCCUUUGCGCCCUCCAUGUGGCGCAACUUAAUCGUGCUAACCAAGAGCACGCCUGUUGCACUAAACAUACCAUUUGCUGCAUCACUGCCGCCGGUCCAAGUUCCAUCCCAAUUGGCCUAUCUUUCGGCCAACGUGUUGACCCAGUAUGCCUGUAUUCGUGGCGUGAACCUCCUUGCCGCAAACGCAUCGGCACUCACCGUCACGAUAAUUCUCAGCAUUCGAAAACUCAUGAGCCUCUUGCUAAGCAUCUGGCUAUUUGGCAACACUCUCAAGGCUGGCACCCUCCUAAGCGCGGUAGUAGUGUUUGGAGCCGCCGGCCUCUACAGCGUUGCCCCGAAACCUGCCCCGGCCACGACCAAGGAAAAGAAGAAGGAGUGA